AUGCAAGCUGUGCGCCAUCACCCUCCUGGCGGUACUGAGAAGCUCAAAAUCACUCUGGAAGAUAUACCAGUCAUUGCUGAAGAUGAAGUCCUCGUCAAAGUACACGCGGCCAGCGUCAUCUGGAUGGAGCUCUACUGGCCGAUCUACCAGAAGGAGGAUGGUACAUUCAAAACCCCUAUUCUCGGAGAGGACUACUCUGGCGUUAUAGCGCAAGUCGGAUCCGGGGUGCCACAUGACAGCGGCCUCGAAGUCGGCCUUGAAGUCAUGGCCUUCAUGAGCAAAGCCUUUCCUACUAAACGAAGCAUCGACGGGGGCAUGGCUGGCUAUGCGAAGGCCCAAUUUUCCCACAUGGUUCCAAAGCCCCGAGCUUUAAGCCUCACCGACGCUGCAUCGGUGCCACUUUCUGCCCUUACGGCAUGGCAGGGAUUGAUGGUGCACGCGAAGCUCAAAGCUGGACAGACCCUACUGGUCCCUGGAGCGGCAGGCCCGACUUCAAUCUGGGCCGUUCAGAUUGGCAAGAUGCUCGGGGCCCGAGUUAUCGGUACAGCAUCGACCGAAGAAAGCUUCAAGCUCCUUAAGUCAUUCGGAGUGGAUCAGGUCUUAAACUACAAGGAAGUCAAGUUAGGCUCUGUUUUGAGGAACGUCGACGUUGUCUUCGACACCGUAUGCGGUGACACGUCGAGGGAGGCCUUGAAGACUCUAAACAAAGACGGCACGCUUCUCCACCUCGUGGGUGAACCGCCAGAUGACAUUGGCAAAGACCCGAGGGUAAACUUCUUUAUUGUCGACAUGGAUGCAGGGCAGUUGACGAAUAUUGCGGACCUGAUUGACGAGGGCAAGCUGAAGCCUGUCAUCGACUCGGUAUUUGACUUCCACGACGUCGUACAGGCAUUCAAGAGGGGUGAGACUGGACACGCUCAUGGAAAGAUCCUUCUCAAGGGCCCCAAAGUGUGA
Messenger RNA from Penicillium waksmanii, 954 nucleotides. RefSeq names its product NADP-dependent oxidoreductase. The record is from RefSeq and is a predicted model, not a curated record. Bases 1 to 954 code for a protein of 317 amino acids. Lineage: Eukaryota; Fungi; Ascomycota; Eurotiomycetes; Eurotiales; Aspergillaceae. The transcript has a single exon. Gene Ontology annotation, molecular function: oxidoreductase activity.